Messenger RNA from Dentiscutata erythropus, 296 nucleotides. The record is from the annotation of a GenBank genome assembly. Lineage: Eukaryota; Fungi; Glomeromycota; Glomeromycetes; Diversisporales; Gigasporaceae.
UUCAGGAGAAUAUAGACAAUGAAAGUAUUACUGAAUCCGAUAGUGAUUAUGUAUAUGACGUCUAUUAUCGUGAUGAUUCAAUGGUAUUUGAUGAUAAGAAUGAAUAUCAGAAUUAUGCUUCAUUAACUUGGUUCAAUGGCGAUAAUGGCAUUUUUGUGAAAGAUACAGCAGAAAAAGAUGAUUACGUAUAUACAGAUGAUGAAGAUUCAAAUGCUGAAGAUUAUUAUACACAUGACUAUCCUGAUGAAGAGGAAGUUUGGAGCGAACAAGAAGAUCAUUCUUCUGAGGAAUAUUAG